UUUUCUCCACAGAGAAAAAUCUGCCAUUUACUGUAAUGUAUAAAUGGAUGUGAAAGAGAAGACUUGCGAUGCCAACAUGAAUAGCAUGGAGGAGAGGACUGUAAAUUUUGAGGAGGAGGAGGACUGUGAGUGGGAGAGUGUCCAUCCUAAACAGGGGAGUCUGAGCAUUAAGGAAGGGGACCAUGAACUGGGGUCAAUAAGUAAAGAGGAGUCUUCUAUCAAUGUAAAAUAUGAAUCAUUACAGUCGGACACAAAGACGAUUGAAGAAAUUUCAUCUCCUAGAACUUGGGGAGGUCAGUCACCACUAAGACAUCAUCUGAAACAAGAAUCAAACUUCACUGCUGUUCUGAAUGUGGCAAACAGUUUUCACGAAGAAGCCAUCUUCUACGCCACCAAAGAAUUCACACAGGGGAGAAGCCAUAUUGCUGUUCUGAAUGUGGCAAAACAUUUUUACGGAAAAACAAGCUUCAGAGCCACCAAAGAAUUCACACAGGAGAGAAUCCAUAUUGCUGUUCUGAAUGUGGUAAAACGUUUUUACAGAAAAACAAGCUUCAGCACCACCAAAGAAUUCACACAGGGGAGAAGCCAUAUGACUGUUCUGAAUGUGGCAAAAUGUUUUCACACAAACGGUAUCUUCAGCGCCACCAAAGAAUUCAUUCAGGAGAGAAGCCGUAUUGCUGUUCUGAGUGUGGCAAAAUGUUUUCACACAAACGGUAUCUUCAGACCCACCAAAGAAUUCACACAGGAGAGAAGCCGUAUUGCUGUUUUGAAUGUGGCAAAACAUUUUUACGGAAAUACUAUCUUCAGAGCCACCAAAGAAUUCACACAGGGGAGAAGCCGUAUUGCUGUUCUGAAUGUGGCAAAAUGUUUUCACAGAGAAAGGGUCUUCAGCACCACCAACGAAUUCACUCAGGAGAGAAGCCAUAGUGCUGUUCUGAAAUAUUUUUAUGGAAAAAUGAGCUUCAGUGCCACAAAAAAAAAUUCACACGGGGAGAAGUCAUAUUGCUGUUCUGAAUGUGACAAAAAGUUUCCACAGAGGCGCAAUCUUCACAGCCACCCAGGGAUUCAGAAAAGAGAGAAGCUUUUUUUGCUGCCCUGAAUGUGGAUAACAAUUCUCUUGCCAUGGUAAUCUUCAGACGGACAUUAAAACUCACACAGGAGAAAAACGUAUUCCUGUUCUGAAUGUGGCAAACAGUUUCCACAGAGGCGCAAUCUUCACAGCCACCAAGGGAUUCAGAAAAGAGAGAAGCUUUUUUGCUGCCCUGAAUGUGGAUAACAAUUCUCUUGCCAUGGUAAUCUUCAGACGGACAUUAAAACUCACACAGAAGAAAAACGUAUUCCUGUUCUGAAUGUGGCAAACAGUUUUCACAGAGAAGCAGUCUUCAGAGCCACCAAGGAAUUCACUUAGGAGAGAAGCCCUAUUGCUGCUUCGACUGUAGUAAACAAUUCUUUCUCAGUAGUUAUCUUUAGAGUGUGAAAGUAGCACUAUGUAAGCGCCUGACCCGGCACAGACUCAUACUGAGGCACGUGUAUAAAACACCAAGACUCAUUUUCUUCACCUGUGGGGCAUGUCUUCCCUGUGAACCCCACAGGCAAUACACAGUCCCAAAAGCACUCCAGAACCAAAC
Messenger RNA from Erpetoichthys calabaricus (reedfish), 1628 nucleotides. Its product is annotated as zinc finger protein 175-like. The record is from RefSeq and is a predicted model, not a curated record. The transcript is spliced from 2 exons. Lineage: Eukaryota; Metazoa; Chordata; Cladistia; Polypteriformes; Polypteridae. The coding region runs from base 44 to 1099 and encodes 351 amino acids.